AUGCCUUCAUCAAAUGCUCUUAAACCGGCUUUAGCUUCAGCUCUUGGUCACUCACGUUCUCCAAGCACUUCCUCGAUAACUUCAGUUGCCUCUGAUGCGGUCCUUAUCCCUACACCUCAGCCAGCACAAACAACAUCGCCCUUAGGACCAUCUGUCAACCAAGUAGAUAUCUAUUCAGGACUUCCACCGUUACUUGUCCCUAAACCUCAGCAGGAAACCGUUCAACAGCGUGAGCACGUUAAUGGAGAAUCAGAUGACGAUGCUGGUGCUAACCAACGAACAUUCGAAGGUGCUUAUGUUCGUACAGCUCUUGGCCAACUUUCUUUUGCUCUGGUAAUUCUCAAGAUUUUUUCUCGUGAGUUCCUUCCCAUUGGUACAGUCUUCACUGUUCAAGGUAUUCUUAUCUUGGUCAUUGCCUUUUACCGUCGUCAUAAAACAAUCAAGGACAUUUUUACCGUUGCUGGAGGUUACCGCGCAGUCUCUCAAGAUCAUAACAUUGUCUUCCAAACAAGUGGGCCAACUGUACUUCUUCUCUCAUCAAUAAGCAUCUUAACCUACAUUGCUCUUUUUAUCCUUAUCCAAAAACUUAGUCCAAACUAUGGUGAUAGUUAA
Molecule: messenger RNA, 612 nt
Organism: Magnusiomyces paraingens
Lineage: Eukaryota; Fungi; Ascomycota; Dipodascomycetes; Dipodascales; Dipodascaceae
Exons: 2
Coding region: 1-612 (203 amino acids)
Source: RefSeq, a predicted model, not a curated record